This is a messenger RNA of Helianthus annuus (common sunflower), 3504 nucleotides long. RefSeq names its product dual specificity protein kinase YAK1 homolog. Gene Ontology annotation, molecular function: protein serine/threonine kinase activity; protein tyrosine kinase activity; ATP binding. Lineage: Eukaryota; Viridiplantae; Streptophyta; Magnoliopsida; Asterales; Asteraceae. Gene Ontology annotation, biological process: peptidyl-serine phosphorylation; peptidyl-threonine phosphorylation. The coding region runs from base 494 to 3271 and encodes 925 amino acids. Gene Ontology annotation, cellular component: cytoplasm. The transcript has 18 exons. The record is from RefSeq and is a predicted model, not a curated record.
CCUUAUCGUCAAACAUAUAUAUAUUCACACAGGAAUUUAGAUGUGACCCGAAUUCAUUCAUCGAAAAAGUCGAGGGUUCAAUUCAACAAACUUGAAGCAAUUGUUUUCAGAGAACGAUAAUCUUCAAAACCCCUUUUCGGUGCCGACGAACGAAUCUUGAAAUCUUCAUCAUUCACACACAUUUGAUUUCAAUCGGGUCUUGAUCUUUAUCAACCGUUGAUCACUUCUUGUUGUUAAAUUCAGUAUCUUUUUCAAUUUCCCCAAAUACCCUUUUUCAGAUUAUUGAUCAAUUGAUUUGGGUCAACAGGAAUUGGGAUUUUGUGGGUUUGAUGGAUCUGAAAGUGGGUUUUUGGUCAUGAUGGCUCUGGGUUUUUAAUUAUGAUAAUAAUGGGUUUGCAGUCUUCUGGUAGAUUAGUUUUAGUUUGACUAUUUAUGUGUUGUUAUAAUAACAUUUGGAUAGUGGAAUUUUGUGGUGAAUUGUGGUGGAGUGGUCAUGGAUGAGGUCAACACUGUGGUGGUGGCAGAUGAGAGGUUGGUAUCUGCUUCCCGUUCGGUGCGGUGGAGUCCGAAACAGCUUGGUUUUCAACCGUAUGCCGCCCCCGUGGUUGGUAGCGGUGAUGCCAGAACGCGGAAUUCGAGUGGUUUUGUUAAAAGACCUCUGGUAUCAAGAUUAACCAAGGAUAUUGUUGAGACAUACCGAAUCUGCAAUCCACAGUUUAAUUAUUUAGAAGAAUUAAACCCCAAACGGUUUUUGACAAGCCCGUCUGCUGGAGUACUCAAUGACGGUUUCGAUAACGAAAAUUCAGACUUUAUUUUGAGCGUAAAUUGUUCCCUUGUUAAUCCAGAAACUCACAGAAGAUAUAUUGUAAAAGAUAUGCUCGGGCAGGGGACAUUUGGGCAAGUUGCUAAGUGUUGGGUUGCAGAACUCGACCGUUUUGUUGCCGUUAAAGUUAUAAAAAAUCAACCUGCUUACUAUCAACAGGCGUUGGUUGAAGUUUCCAUAUUGACAACAUUAAACAAAAAGUUUGAUCCUGAGGAUAAAAAUCACAUUGUUCGAAUUUAUGAUUACUUUGUAUAUCAACGGCAUUUGUGCAUUGCUUUUGAACUGCUCGAUUCAAAUUUGUAUGAGCUUUUAAAGCUAAAUAAAUUCCGCGGAUUAUCAUUGAGCAUUGUGCAACUAUUUUCAAAGCAGAUUUUAUAUGGAUUAGCUCUGAUGAAGGAUGCUGCUAUUAUACAUUGCGAUCUUAAACCUGAGAACAUCCUUUUAUGCACAAGUACCAGAACCAGAUCGGAUCCUCCAGAAGUCAAAAUUAUUGACUUUGGAUCUGCUUGCAUGGAAGAUCACACCGUUUAUUCUUAUAUCCAGAGUCGAUACUACAGAUCACCUGAAGUUGUUCUUGGCUAUCGGUAUACAACUGCUAUAGACAUGUGGUCAUUUGGAUGCAUAGUUGCUGAACUAUUUCUUGGCCUGCCACUAUUUCCCGGGGCGUCAGAAUUUGAUCUUCUAAAACGAAUGAUAAAAAUAAUUGGGGAACAACCGCCUGAUUAUGUACUGAAAGAGGCCAAAAACACUAGCAAAUUCUUCAAAUGUGUAGGGACCGUAAACCAUGAAGAUGGUAGUCAAGCUUCUUCUUCUGGAAGAAGUAUUUACCAAGCUUUAAGUGAAGAGGAAUACGAAGACAGGGAGAUGAAAAAACCGCCGAUAGGAAAAGAGUACUUCAGUCACAUGAAUCUCGAAGGAAUAGUUACAAAGUAUCCUUACAAGAAAGAACUGAAAAAAGAAGAGGUUUUUAGAGAAAGUCAAAUGCGACUAUCGCUGAUUGAUUUCUUGAAGGGACUCGUAGAAUUUGAUCCAGCCAAGCGGUGGUCACCUUUGCAGGCUUCUAAGCAUCCUUUUGUUACUGGAGAACCUUUUACCUGCCCUUAUAAGCCUGCUCCCGAGACUCCUCGUGUGCCCGUUUCGCAUAAUGUCAAGGUUGAUCAUCAUCCUGCUGGAGGUCAUUGGUUUGCCGCAGGUCUCUCGCCUAACGUUCUAGGUGGAAAUCGGGUUGCAAUGUAUAACAACUCUCAUUUUCAAGUAAUGCCUCCGUAUGCACACGGGAACAAUUUCGGAAGUUUAGGAAGUCACGGCAGUUAUAAUGACGGCACCGGACUUGGAAGUAGUUACGGCAGCUAUGGAGAUAACAGUAACAUGCUUGCUUAUUAUUCACCGGUGGGCCCAUCUGCUAUGAACAACUAUGCACAAAAUAUCCCAGUUCUUGGAAGUAGUCCCGAUGCUAGGCGAAGAAUUAUGCAAAUCCCACCUGGAAACGGGUUCGCGUUCAGUCCAGCUGGCAAUUUAGCACCUAUGUCACUCGGCACAAGUCCUUCACAAUUCACUCCACCGUAUAACCAGGUGACAGCUGGAUCUCCUGGACAUUACGGCCCGAGUUCUCCCGCUAGAGGCGGGAAUACUCACGGGUCGCCCCUUGGAAAAGGAGCUGUUUCGGGUAAUCAGAUGAAUAGAAGAAAAGGAUGGGGGUAUUCUGGUAAUUUACCGACUCAAGAAAGCAAUUCGUCUGCACAUUGGCAAGGGCAGUUUCCCGAUGUUAAUUCACCGAAUUUAAACGCUGGAAACUGGAAACAACAGCAAAGGAAUAGUGGAAAUGCUGGGGCCCACGGUUCAAUUGGUUCGGGUAAACCUUUAUUGCAUCCGAAAAGUGCCGUUCAUGACAAACCCGAGAGUAGCAGUUCGUUGCCUGAUCCUGGGGACUGGGAUCCUAAUUAUAGUGAUGAACUGCUUUUGCAAGAUGAUUCUUCGGAAUUAAACAACAUGACAAUGGAAUUCAGUAAGAGUAUGCAAAUUAGUCAAGGUUUUACUCCUACAGAAUCUUUUGUUGGAGUUGGGCGAUUUAAUCAAAUGUCAAACUCAAAUAUGUCAAUACAAAGGCCAAACGGGCCUAUUCAAGCAUUCCCACAUGCAGAUGGAUCUCCCGAUGUGUAUGUUCACCCUAUGAUGCAUUCUUCCCAUCUAACGCCCCAUUUCUCUCAAUUUGCACCCAGCCGGUUGGGUCAACAGCAGCGAUUCAGUCACGGGCGGUCAAUGGGUGCUCGUGGUGGCGAAUGGAAUCAUGUCAAGGUCCAGCCCCCACUUUCCAAUUACAGCUCAGUGGGUCAACGUUCCCCCGGAAGCAACAACAAUGCGCCAUGGGGGCGUAGGGGCAACCAUCCGAUGGCGACCAAUAUUCUACCAUCUUCACAUGGUGGAAACGAAUAUGGAAGGAUUGCAUGAUGGUUACAGUUUGAAAUUAUAUAUAGAAAAUAUGGACUGUAAGGAAGGAAUGUUGUGAUGAUAAUUGGUAGUUGAAGUAUGACUUAUGGAUGUGCAUUCAUAGUGAUUCUUUUUAUUUAAGACUUAUGAAACUGGCUUCCUUCUAUUUCUUCAUUUGUUGCUAUUUUUAUUUCUUCUUUUGUGGGAUGUCGAAAACGAGAAGGCGUAAAAGGGUUUGUUCAUUUUUGUUUGAA